GACGCAUCAUCAGAGCUGACGUGGGCUCUACGUGUGCAGCGAGUCGGGCUUCCACUCCACCCGUAACGAGUGACGAGACUCUACGUAAAACUCUGGCCGUUCGCCAUGGAAACUGCAACCGUAGCGCAACAGGAAGCCAGUGCAACUGAGAAAGCAACAAGUCAGGUAAAUGAGGGAGUGUCUGUGGUUUCAUUACCUGAUGGACAGACACUACAGCUGCAAGGGGUCAUUCAGACGACACAGCCCUCCGUCAUACAAUCGCCUCAGAUACAAACUGUACAGGUAGCUGCUGAUACUGGUGGUCCAGGAACAACACCAUCAGAUCCUCUAAAGAGGAGAGAGAUUCUGUCCAGACGACCGUCGUAUAGGAAAAUCUUUAAUGAGCUGUCGUCAGAUGCACGGGUCGAGCCAAAGAUUGACGAAGAGGAGAAAGUAGAGGAAGAAGCUCCGCCCACCUCCAGUAUUGCUAUGGUGACAACUCCAUCUUCAAUCUACCAGACCAGCUCAGGACAGUACAUUGCAAUCACUCAGGGUGGAGCGAUCCAGCUGGCUGGCCCUGGAGGAGAGGCUUUACAAGGGGUUCAGGCUCUGACUCUCCCCAGCCCCGCCACACCUCAACCCGGGGCCACCAUCCUGCAGUAUGGAGCCCAGCCUGGAGACCACGGCCAACAGCUGCUGCUGACAGCUGGACAGGUGCUCGUUCAGGCUGCCACAGGAGACAUGCCAGCAUAUCAGAUCCGCUCGCCGUCGUCAGGGCUGCCACCAGGCGUUGUCAUGGCAUCGUCACCGGGGGCGAUGCACAGCCCGCAACCCAACGCAGAGGAGGCCACACGCAAGAGAGAAGUCCGUCUGAUGAAGAACAGAGAGGCAGCGCGCGAGUGUCGCAGAAAGAAGAAAGAAUACGUGAAGUGUUUGGAGAAUCGUGUCGCCGUGCUGGAAAACCAGAACAAGACUCUCAUAGAGGAGCUGAAAGCCCUCAAAGACAUCUACUGCCACAAGCCUGAAUAACCCUCACAAACACUGCUCAAGGACUGUGUAAUUCACACAAUACCCGUCUCCUCACUUCUACUGCUGCAACGCCUGGAUUUUAUCGCUUCGUUCGUUCGUUUGUUUGGCCAAAUGUUUUUAUAAGAAGUUGCAAACGUUGCUUUGAGGAUGCCGAGGUCUACUGCUACCUGCAUUUUAUCCUAACACACACAUACAUAUGCAUUUUAAGUUCAUGUGUCCACAAAAGCGUUUCUCGCCAGCUAAAAAUGCUCAGAUUUGAGUGCUUGAAUAUGAUUAUAAUAUGAUUAAUUUUUUAAAUUUUGACCUAUACUGCAGCCAGCCACCAGGGGGUGCUUAAAAUGAUUUGGAUUCACUUUUUCUUGGAGCCACGCUUAAAUUCAACCCAGGCUCAUUCUGAUUACGUACCCCUAUAUACAUUUCUGGAGAGCGCAAAAUACAUCCCAGGAGCUACGUUUUUUUGCAGUUUUUGUUUUCGCAAAUUCACCAGAGGCCGCUGUGUACACUUUUUCAGAUCUCAAAUUUCUCUCGCUUCUGCUUUUCUCGCGUAAAUCCACCAGAAGGCCACUGUCAACUGACUGCCUGACCAACCGACCGAUGCCCCCACCCGCCCCCUUCCCUAAACCCAACCGAUAGUGUUUUAAAAAGCCCCGAUUGACCAGCGCCCACCCACUUUCCUAAACCCAACCCACAGUGUUUCAAAAGCAAUCCAGAAAAAAAAGCUCUUUCAGCAGCCUGAUUUUUACCUCGUUUUCAGAAUUUACCACAUUCUCACCAUGGUAUUUACUUGUUUAUUUUAUUUUUUGGCUUUUGUUUUUGUCUUACCUGCUUUCUGGAACCGUUCUACAUCGAACUCAAACCCCGUUGUCGCGGUCAACUCCUCUUUGAGUUUCAAGUCCACCAAUGUACAUGUUGAGUUACCGGACAAAGCUACUGGUAAGCGAGAAAAGGAUCGGCUUCAUACCGACCCGUAGCGUUCAUUUUAAAGACGAAAUGCAGUCAUACGUACUUCUGGCUGCAUAGUUCUCGAUCUCCAGAAAUGUUGAUCUGGCUACGGUUUCAGAAUGAGCCUAUGUUGCUUAGAUUGGACAGAUGAACAUUGGUUGGAUGCCCAUUUUUUAACUUUUAACUAAAAUUUAAAUAAACAAAGAAAGAAAUCAAAAAUCAAGCAUUUAUUUUAAAACAUAUGCUAGCAUUGGAGGUAAAAACGAUUUGGUGGACAUAUUUACGUAUUAUGGGCGAAUAUUAUUGCUGUUGUCUGUUUGGUUUGUUUUUGUUUAACUGGAACUCUAUUAGUAUUCGUGAAAGCAAGUCUGUUUUUCUAUUUUGAU
Messenger RNA from Danio aesculapii, 2336 nucleotides. RefSeq names its product cAMP responsive element modulator a (gene crema). Gene Ontology annotation, molecular function: DNA-binding transcription factor activity, RNA polymerase II-specific; RNA polymerase II cis-regulatory region sequence-specific DNA binding; protein binding. Gene Ontology annotation, biological process: regulation of transcription by RNA polymerase II. Lineage: Eukaryota; Metazoa; Chordata; Actinopteri; Cypriniformes; Danionidae. The coding region runs from base 106 to 1008 and encodes 300 amino acids. Gene Ontology annotation, cellular component: ATF4-CREB1 transcription factor complex; nucleus. The transcript is spliced from 8 exons. The record is from RefSeq and is a predicted model, not a curated record.